Cherax quadricarinatus is the source of this 3392-nucleotide messenger RNA. NCBI's taxonomy places the organism in Eukaryota, Metazoa, Arthropoda, Malacostraca, Decapoda, Parastacidae. The record is from RefSeq and is a predicted model, not a curated record.
CUCUGCCUGGUAUACUGCCUGGUAUACUGUCUGGCGAGUCCAUACUGUCUGGCGAGUCCAUACUGCCUGAUAUACUGUCUGGUAUACUGCCUGGUAUACUGCCUGGUAUACUGUCUGGCGAGUCUAUACUGUCUGGCGAGUCCAUACUGCCUGAUAUACUGUCUGGUAUACUGUGGCGAGUCCAUACUGCCUGAUAUACUGUCUGGUAUACUGCCUGGUAUACUGUCUGGCGAGUCUAUACUGUCUGGUGAGUCCAUACUGCCUGAUAUACUGUCUGAUUUGACUAUGGCGAAUGCUACUACAGAUGAUUUGUACGAGUACGAUGCUCCAAAGCUUUACUUUGACUUUAACGAACGAGAGAAUAUUGAGGUUGACGAGUCUUAUUUUGAUCGCUCUACAAGUCCUAAAACAAUGGAGGAUGGUGAGAAAGGACUUCUUCAGAAGGAGCCAGAUUCACAAAGUCCCUCUUCACUUGGCGUCACUGUGGAAACCUCAAAUCCCAACGUGGAGACACCAAGAAGACAGCGUACUUCUGCUGUUGCAGAUUCUUCAAACAAAGAAAACAGAAGUAGCUUGAAGAAAUCUGGUAAACGAAACAGCCUUUCGGUCCUGUCAUCAGGUGUUGGUGUAAGGCAGUCUCCCAGGCUUGCUGCAAUUGCUAAGGUACAAAAUCCUCCAGUCUUCUGUACUUCUAAGGCAAUUCGCAGAAGCAGUGCUGCUAGACUGUCGCUUCGUAAAUCUAGCAGUUCCCAUAAUUUCAAAGUGAACAAAGUUCAGAAAAAUAAGGCUAAUCAUAAAUCAUCUGCACCAAGAACUGGAGUGAAAGGCUUAAGCCCACAAGAUCAAAAAGAUUUGAAAGUGAUUGCAGUGUUCAGACAAAAAAUGGCUGAAAACAAGAAGAAAUGUGACCCUGUUACUUCAGGAGUGGGAAAGUCCACAAAACUGGGUCCAACUAAACCUCAAGAGUUUCACUUUGCUACAGAUAGUAGAUUAAGAAACCCCAAGAAGAAUGAACCUGAAAAAGAAACUAAAGAAUGUUCCUCAAAGUCUGCUAAACUUGAACCUACAGUACCUAAAGAAUUCCAUUUUGCCACUGAUAGCCGCAUAAAGAAUCAAGUAAUCACAGAUGAGAGUGAAGCUAAGGAUUUCACAAGAUCUCUGCGUUCUGGGGCUUCAGCAGAUAACACAGAAGCAAAGAAGGGGCCAACAAUUCCUCAGCCAUUUAAAUUAACGGAGACUCGAAAAGGAAAGACUGAGGAUGGUACCAAAUUUGUUUCUAUUGCCGAGCUGAACCUCAAAUUCCACACGAAGACACCUCAAAGAUUCCGUAGCAAAAGAGCUGGAAGUCAUGAUGACUUGAAUCUAGAAGGGAAGAAGAAAAAUAAUCUUGGCGUGACUAUUCCACACACUCCAAACCUAUGCACUCGUAGUCGUUCUCGGCAAGUAAAUUAUCCAACUCGUGAAGAGAUGGAAGAAAAAGAAUUUGAAGAGGCCCAAAGGCAUGCCUUUAAGGCACAUCCUAUUAACAAAAAAGUAUUGGAGGCUCCUGCAGGUUAUCAAGUAGAGAAGAAAAAUCCAACAGUUCCAGAACCAUUUGAUAUCACAGAUUCAAAGAAAGCUCAGAAACCACUUAGUUUCAAGUUUCAAGAAAUGUGUGAUAAAUUAGGAGAGUCCAGUUUGUCACUUGCUUCCCUUCCACAUGGUGGCAUUCCAAGCAAAUGGGACAAAACUUCUACAAAAAUACAGCCAUUUAGUUUUGACUUGCGUGAUAAAACUAAAGAACAGCUGAAGCAAGAAAAGAUUCAAAAGGUUUUAGAAGAGGAGAAGCAGCUUGCAGAAUUUCAUGCCCAUCCAAUGCCUAUAUUUGAUGGAGGAGUCCGUGGUGUGCCUCCCAAGAAGCCUCCAACCCCCACAAGACCUGAACCAUUUGCUCUGAAAGUUGACGAGCGUGGUGCAGCUAAGAAAGAGCAGUAUCAUAAGCAUUUGGAGGAAGAAGCCCAACAAGAAAAGAAACUUAGAGAGUUUCAUGCUCGUUCUGAUGCAGUCUUGCACAAGCAACCAUUUAUUCCUGACAAAUCCAAGAAACCACUUACUGAUGUUUCAGGAUUUACUCUAAAUACUGAAGUGAGAGCUGUAGACAGAAAUGAAUACGAGUUACAUCGCAAAAGGAAGGAAGAUGAAAUACUGGCUGCAAAGAGAGAGAGAGAGGAGAGACAGGCUGCUGAAGAAUUAGAAGAAAUAGCCAGACUCCGUCGAGAGGCUGUGCACAAGGCAAAUCCUGUUCGUAAAUACAAACCUGUAGUAAUUGAUCACACUCAGAACCUCCCUACUAUUCCCAUUUCUCCUAAUUUUGCAACAGAGCAGCGACUAAAAUCAAGAUCCAAGGCAAACUCUGCAAAUUCAACCCUUUCAUCUGCAACUUUUAUGGCAGAAUAGAGGACAAAGUUUUUGUUUUUAUUUAAUUUUUUUUUUUUUUUUACAUUUACACAAGCUACUUGCAUAGCAGACGAACCUUAGUUUGUAAAGGUUUAUUUGUUUAUAAAUAGUUCAUAGCUCAUCCUGUUCAUGUAUAGUGAAAUGUAAUAAAUAUUUUUGCAUUAGGAUUUUAGUUUUAAUAUUUUUUGUGUAUUUGAUAGUAACUUGUAUUUUAAAUUUUAUUUUCCCUCUUUUACACAGUAGUCUCCUACCAGUACAAGGGUCAAGCUAUUUUCUGCCUCAAAAAAUUGUGAAAGAUAAUCAUGUUCAGAUGGUUGUUUUUAAUUACUUUGUGCCAGUUGCAUAGGAAUUCAUUUAACUAGGUUUUAAUUUGGCAUUGUUUGAAUGUUAAUAUCCUUUUUUCCUGACCAAAGAUGUUAAGCAUGAAACUAGUAUUAUAAAUGUGAGAGGCACAACUUGUAUGGCAGUAGCAUGUCAGUAAGGUCAGGUGAACCAGAUCAUAUGGCAUAUGUAUAGAAGAUAAUCACUGGUUUCCAAGUAGCUGAUUUUUCAGUAUUGAUAAAUUUGUGUUUCAUUAUUUGCAGAUUCUAUAAAGUUGCACAAGUUUUGGGUUUCUGCACAUUUAUACUCUUGGCACAAAGGUCUUUGCCUGAUUUUCCUAUUUUUUGGCACUGAAAAAAGUAAGAUUUACUGAUUAUAUAGGACCAAUGUUAUGUAAAUGAUAAGUGUUGUAUGGUAGUAUUGUCAGUAGCAGUUAUUUAAUACAAUAAUACUGAUUUUGUUACAUAGGGUCUUCUUUUUAUCUGUCUUUCAAUGUGAUUUUUCUUGUGUGGUCACAUCUUAUAAAGAGACAAAAUAAAUCUUAUAUUUUAAUAUUUUAUAAGUGCUGGUUUUUCAUAAACUAAACUACUGUUAGUUUUAUAAAUAUUUUUCUGAAUAAAUACCAUUGUAUAUAA